GGUACAUAGGAGUAAACCGUCUUUGGCUCAAGUAGGAAUUGUGAAGAAUUUAACUCUUAACUCUCUCAUUCUCGCCAUUUUCCUCCUCCAAUUCGCUCUCCGUUACUGUGCUACUGUUUCGAUUACGCACACACACAUCUGUAUCUACAGUCAAUUUUAGAGAAAACAAAAAGCUUGAGGAAUCAGAGGCGAAAACGAAAUGGUGUCGUACGUAAGCUUGUUGCUGUACGGAGUGGGAGGUAUAGUUGUGGCGGGGAUGGCAAUACUGGUUGCAUUUCAGGAAAAACUUGUAUAUGUGCCGGUGUUGCCUGGACUCACAAAAUCAUAUCCAAUUACUCCGGCUCGGCUUCGGCUGCUUUACGAAGAUGUGUGGCUCAGAUCUUCUGAUGGAGUUCGCCUUCAUGCUUGGUUCAUUAAGGUUUUCCCUAACUGUAGAGGCCCAACUAUCAUCUUUUUCCAAGAAAAUGCAGGAAAUAUCGCACACCGUCUUGAAAUGGUUCGCAUAAUGUUACAACGUCUGCAAUGCAAUGUUUUUAUGCUUUCAUACCGAGGUUAUGGAGCCAGUGAUGGAUACCCUUCUCAACUCGGGAUCACAAAGGAUGCUCAGGCUGCACUGGAUCAUUUAGUUCAGAGGACUGAUAUUGACACAUCAAGAAUAGUAGUAUUUGGAAGGUCACUUGGAGGAGCCGUUGGAUCUGUUCUUACCAAAAACAAUCCUGACAAGGUUGCUGGGCUCAUAUUGGAGAAUACUUUCACCUCUAUCCUGGAUAUGGCUGGAGUUCUCUUGCCAUUCUUGAAGUGGGUCAUUGGAGGAAGUGGUUCAAAGGGUCUCAAACUUCUUAACUUUGUUGUUCGAUCUCCAUGGAAUACCAUUGAUGUCAUUGGUGAGAUCAGGCAACCAAUCCUCUUCCUAUCUGGAUUACAAGAUGAGAUGGUUCCACCAGUCCACAUGCAGAUGUUAUAUGCAAAGGCAGCUGCACGCAACAGGCAAUGCUUAUUUGUGGAAUUUCCUAACGGGAUGCACAUGGAUACCUGGUUGGCAGGUGGUGAUCACUAUUGGAGGACAAUUCAGCAAUUUUUGGAAGAAACUGUUCGAAAGAAGAAGGACGAUGAAUCAAAGGAAGAUAAGGAAUUGUCCUCUAAGCAAAAUGUAUCUUCAGAAUUUGUCGCAAGCUGAAAUCUUGAGUUUCAGGCAGUUCAGAUGUAACUUUGGAUUCCAGGAUUCAAAUACAUUUCUUUUGAUGUUGCAGUGACCAAGAGCGAUUUGUGAUAUCAAGGAACGAGAAGUGCAUCCCUUCAAAUUUAUUCUUCUGAAUAUAUUUUUGCAAUCCUAUUUUCAGAAGGCAGAAAGAUGUGAAUGGUCUUAAUUUAUACUGCAUCUCACUAACAAUACUAGCAUCUCCAGAUAUAGGUCCGGCUGACUCGUGUUGUAUGAAUAAAGAUUCAAACGUUUCAAUUGUAUGCAAAACGUAAAUGCCAACUCUACCACCCAGUUACAGAACGUCUGAAUGAGUAACUCUUAUUUUGGUGUGAUGCUUUUUCUUCGAACCGAGUUGUAAUUGGUGAACUUUCAGCCUAUAUCUUGUAUUAUUCAAUAUGUUUGUAUCCUUCCA
Messenger RNA from Nicotiana tabacum (common tobacco), 1613 nucleotides. RefSeq names its product alpha/beta hydrolase domain-containing protein WAV2. Gene Ontology annotation, molecular function: palmitoyl-(protein) hydrolase activity; serine-type peptidase activity. NCBI's taxonomy places the organism in Eukaryota, Viridiplantae, Streptophyta, Magnoliopsida, Solanales, Solanaceae. Gene Ontology annotation, cellular component: membrane. Gene Ontology annotation, biological process: proteolysis. The record is from RefSeq and is a predicted model, not a curated record.